Oncorhynchus nerka (sockeye salmon) is the source of this 2730-nucleotide messenger RNA. RefSeq lists its product as uncharacterized. Lineage: Eukaryota; Metazoa; Chordata; Actinopteri; Salmoniformes; Salmonidae. The transcript is spliced from 2 exons. Bases 1424 to 2638 code for a protein of 404 amino acids. The record is from RefSeq and is a predicted model, not a curated record.
GCCCUCGAAAGGCAGAUGUCCAUUUGGCUGGCUAUGAUGGACUAAGCCUGCCAGCCCUGGUAGACUGCCUCCAGGAUAGCCCUCGAAAGGUAAGAAACAUCUUUUAGUUCUGUUGCAAAACGUCUGGUUGUCACGGAGGACAGUUGGUUGCAAUCUAGUAAUACGACGGGUUGAAAACCAUUUUUUAACGCGAUAAUAACGCCAUUAAGACACAUGGACCAACUACUAGUUAGAACUAAUAGUAUUGGAAUUCAGAUUUGAAUUCUGAUUCUAAUUCUAAGGUUAACCCUUAUGUGACAUGUCACUCAGUACCAUCAUGCCUAUGGUGAAAAAUGUGGUUUCUAUGGUGAUAUGAUUUCCCCACUGUUGUUAUUUGUCUCAGAACCUUGUGCCGAAGCCCCCGCAAGGCCCCAGGCCCAGCCGAGAGGCAAAUAUAGCAAAGGCAGAAAAGAAGGCCACAGAGGUUAUCAAGGCUAGAAGGUCUAGGGAGGCUAAGUCAGGGGUGAAAGAACUAAGCCGCCAAGUAGUUGGUAUGUUAGCACUGCCUCAAACUCUAACAACCAGUUACAGUGAGUAUUCAUCUCCACUUCCAAAAUACCUGGAUUUAUUGAUAGAAUUCUAAAACGAUAUAUGGUGGAAGGAUCCACUAAUGUCUACGAUCCUCUUUCUGUAGGUGUCCUGCCAGCUAUCAAGAAGGGCACUAAAGUUACCCUCCAGUCCUCCAGCUCCCUCUCCGAUGACAACAAGGAGGCACUAGGUUAGUUAUUAUGUUGUUUUUACCGUCUUUUGCACCAGCACAUUCCCCUUCUUUCUUUUCUCUUAUUGUCUGUAAUGGUAUUUUCAUUUUCUCUCUUUUUUUCUUAUUUUUCUAUACAGUGUUUGGAGACAUGUUAUGUGUGAAGAAUUACUUUAAAUCAAAUGUCAAACUCAUUCUAUAGAAGGCCGGGUUUCUGCAGGGUUUCACUCCACCCUUGAUUGAUGAAUUAGUAAGAAACUCCUCUAACCUGGUUGUCUGAAAGGAAAAAACUAAAACCCGCAGACACUUAGCCAGCCCUCCAUGGAAUGAGUUUGACACCCCUGCAUUAAAUACAUUUUGAUUUGACUAGGGGCCGUCUGCCAGGUCCUGACCACCAGGGUGGGAGACAUCCUGAACAGUACCUGCAACGACGAUUACAAGGCCAGGCUCAUCAUCCAGAAAGGUACACUUAUAACCUGUUUUGCCCAUAUGACCAGUAAUAACCAGUGUAUUACCAUUAUAGUAAAUGUACUAGAUACUGCAUAGUGUAAUACAUGGAUGUGGCUUUGAACCAGUUCAGAAUAUGAGUGUGUUUUCUUAGGAUUGGAUUCCGGUGCCAGGGAAAGGUUCCCUGACUCUCCGUGUUCCUCUUCACCCAAGGACAAAGAGGAGGUGGUUGUAAGUGCCAUGACUGUCUCAUACCCUAAACCCUCCACCUCAACCCAGGCAGCAUGGGCAGCUCCUGCCCAGACUCUGGAAGAAGAGGUGGGGGGGGCUGAGGUCUCCAAGAUGAGUGACAGCUCCCUGAUGCCCACCAAGAACAGGCAGGACCCCCUGGAGAAGAUUCCCUCCCUCCUACCAGGCAAGGAGCACAUCCUCCUUUGCAGCACUCCCUGGGCCACCGUCAUGAGCCCCCAGACUCUGAAGUUUAUUCUCCAGGGCAUCAUGUGCCGACUGGAGGCCUCAGAGUCCCCCCAGACAAGGAGGGCCAAUGACCCCUUCAGGUUGAUGAAGGAUCUCUUUGUGGAGGUCCAGCAUGCCCUGAAGUAUGCUGACAUCUCUGUCGUCUUUGGCCUGGAGGAGAGCAUCCAAUUCAGUGGUGAGGAUGCGGUGAAAGCCAUCGUGAAGACUGCGGCUAAAAGAUUGUCCCUGCGUUCGGACUCCAACCGGGCUCAACUGCGUGCCGCAUGCUCUGGUAGCGAGGCAGCCAUCAAGUGCAUGGCGGACACCAUCACACAAGUCAUAGAGGACUGGAGUUUCGAAGGCCAUUUUGGAGCCAGGAGGAGCCGUGGUAGUGGGAGGUCAUACUCCUCAACCUCCUCAAGGAGUGACGUCACCCUCACCGAGGAGCUCCUGGCUUGGAGGGAAACCCUAGAAGAGGACCUAGAGGAGAUGGCUGAUGACAGCACUGGUUUGGAAAAGACCAGGGUGAGCUCAGCCAUCUCUGAGAAGUCCCAGGUAAUUAGCUACCUUUCUGAAAGCACCAAGCCCAUCAGCAGCGCCCUCUCCACAGACCUCGAGGACAUCACCUCCACACAGGUGAGACGGCCAAGAACCAGUAGAUCGUUUUGUUAUUUGGGCUGUUUGAUUGUGAGGCAUCGACUCAUAUCUGUUUCUCUCUCUACUAAGAAGAAAGAAGCUAUGAAGAAAGAAGUGAGGAAGUCAGGAAAGAAGAAGCGAGGAAAUAACAAGAACCAGAAGAAGAACAAGGUGUCUCCUCUUGGCAAUGAUAGUACUGUGGCUGCAGAUGAGCCUAAGAAAAAACAGGCUCUCCUCCCGCGGAUCACAGCCGCCCUGGCAAAACUAUUUUGCUUCCCCUUCAAAAAAAAAAUGCAAAGAGUAACUGUACAGAAGACAAGUUUGGGAAAAACCUGCUGCCACCUCCCCCAACCCACCUUCUAAAUAAACUCUCAAAGCCAACAGAAGAGGGAGGGAGACAACCCCCCCUACUCACAACUCAUUUUAUUACACCCCAUUUCAUUCAAUAAACACAA